AUGGCGUCGCGUGUGAGGCACGCGCGACGGUUCGCGAGCGCCGCGGUGGGCGCUACACCCGCGAGCGAUCUCGUGCGAGACGCCGGGGAGCAGAUUCUGCGCGCGAAACCGAAGAUGAUCGCGUUGAGCGGACCCGCCGGGUUUCUGGGCUCGCGCGUGCUGGACGCGGUGCUGGACGCGCAGGAAUUUCGUAGACGCGAGGGAGUGGAUCCGGGAGAGGCGCUCCUGUUAUCGGCGUCGCCUGGGAAUCUGAUGUCAAGAUUAACAGCAAAGUACGGAUUGGAGCGGUUGAAGUCGGUCAGGGCGUCGAGGGUGGAUUAUUACUACCAGCACGACGCGGAUACGUGGCAGGACCAGCUCGGGUCGCUCGGGAUGUCUGGUGAGAAUUCAGUGUUCGUGAACCUGGCGGGCUUGGCGGGACCGGUGACCGGACGGCCUGACGCGAUGAUGUGCGUGAAUUACAAGGCGCCCGUGGCUGCGGCGCGGGCGUGUCAGAACUUGGGGUUCGGACACUUUAUUCAGAGUAGCACGCAAGCGACCAAGGCGGAGCGCGCGGGACAGGUACCGUACAGUCGGUGGAAGGCGAUGGCGGAUUUCUCGCUCGCCCGGUUGGAGAAAUUACCGGUGACUGUGUGCGCGCUGGGAAUGUUGUACGAUAAGGAUCAGGGAAUCGUCGGUCAGCGCGGCGAUUUGUUGAACAUGAUUGACUUGACGCUUCUGCCGUUAACUCCGAUAAUGGGCGACGGUUCGGCCCCAUUGCAGCCGCUCGAAGUGAGCGACGCGGCAAAUAGAUUGGCAUUUUUAGCGCUCACGGAGGUGGGCGAGUUGCCGGUUCAAAGUUUGGGAGGUGAUGGAAACGACCCAAUUUGGACCCGCGAGUCCUGGUCGCGCAUUCUCGCCGAGAACGAAACUAGACACUUCACCUUGCGCAUGUAUGACGCCGUUGGACCGGACACGAUGAGCAUGCUUGACCUGAAUAAAAAGUUCGCGCAACUCAACAAGCGUAAGCUCCGGGCGGUGCAUGUCGAUUACAGAAACUUUGAACGCGUACUAAACGUCGCGUCACUCGGCAACUUGAACAGACAGUUUGUUUCGCUCUUGAGAAGCGAACAGGACGCGGAUCAACCCAUCGUCGGGAACCCGCACGCGUUCGAGAAACUAUUAGGUUCGGACAUAAAGCUCUGUUCGCUGAACUCGCUCGAACAGGUCACCAACAGGCGUCGUUUCCCGUACGCCGCGACGCUCGGAUGGGCGCUGCAAAAUUACGGCGUCAUCUGGCCCGGGAUCCUCCUCGGCACCGAGAUCUUCGUCUCGUACCUCUUCGGACAAAAAUACUCCACCGAAGACUACUGGCGAUACACCCGUCUCACCAUGAAGACCAUCUUCCUCGCCAGCGUCGUCGGCGGAGGCAUUUACGUCGGCGGAGAAUCCGCGCAGACGAUUCUAGAGUUUCUCCGCGCGGCGCUUCCGCCCCCCCCCGCGCCGCCCUCGACGUGA
Ostreococcus tauri is the source of this 1497-nucleotide messenger RNA. RefSeq names its product NAD(P)-binding domain. Bases 1 to 1497 code for a protein of 498 amino acids. NCBI's taxonomy places the organism in Eukaryota, Viridiplantae, Chlorophyta, Mamiellophyceae, Mamiellales, Bathycoccaceae. The transcript has a single exon. The record is from RefSeq and is a predicted model, not a curated record.